Molecule: messenger RNA, 1646 nt
Organism: Helicoverpa zea (corn earworm)
Lineage: Eukaryota; Metazoa; Arthropoda; Insecta; Lepidoptera; Noctuidae
Exons: 6
Coding region: 23-1090 (355 amino acids)
Cellular component (GO): extracellular region
Molecular function (GO): chitin binding
Source: RefSeq, a predicted model, not a curated record
UUCACCUGCUACAAGGAUCGAGAUGAAAAUUGUAACUCUUGUCGUUUUCAUUUGCGCUGUGUGCGUUAAGGGCGAUGUGAGUGCUAAGGAUAGCAGGCAGAAGAGAUUGUUGUUUUACGAUGAGGAAGGUAACUUGGUGAAGACGUACUCGAACCCGUACCCGAACAAUCCGUUUUUGCAGAACUUGAGGCUCAACGCUGGACAUCUGCCGUACUAUGGAAGCUUCUUGAACCCAUUCUUCGGUUUUAUUAAGGCAAGAGACUUCGGCAACAUAUUCUCCCUCACGAUCCCAGUAUCAAAUGAAGUCAUCAAGCAAAUCCAGAAGGACCCAUCCUACCACAACCAACUACUCCUCACUCACACCCCCGACCCUCUGAUUGAGCCGAACCCCCUCUGUGAGGGUAAGAGGGCUCAGAUACCUUCGCCGAAGCUGUGCAAUAACUACCUGAACUGCUGGGAUGGAUGGGCUGUGGAACAGGAGUGUCCUACUGGUCUGCUGUUCUCUAAUCAAGGGUACUGCGAUUAUUCGGACAGUGUGAAUUGUGAGACUAGGAAAUUGAGAGAACAGCCACCAACACAACCACAAUGCAGCAAAGACUUCGAAGCAUUCCGAAGCGCACUAGACUGCAACGAGUUCUUUGUAUGCGUCGGACGACAACCCGUCAAGUUCAAGUGUCCCGCCGACCUUUCAUACAACCAGCAACUAGGCGUAUGUGACUACCCAACACGCGUAGACUGCACCUCAACUGCCACAAACACUGAAGUUUUUGCACCUCAAUCCACUUCAGUGCAACCAGCUGCACCUACUCCGGCACCUGCACCUUCUGCGCCUAUUGUUGCAUCAGAGUCUAUAGCACCUAGUGCACCUGUAGUUCCAAUAGUCCCGGUUGCACCUACGGUUACUUUUGCACCAGCAGCGGCACCUAUUGUAGUAACAACUGAUACUUUGAAGCCUGGUGAAAUCAAGACUAUAUUCUCCGAGAAUUCUUUAACAAAUACUCAAAGUUGGAAGUCCACCCAGAUAGCCAUAUCUCGUCAGGACGCCAUCCGUCAGUUGCAGCUCCGAAACAUAGCUAAAGUCGAUGUCUAAUUUUACACAAUAUUAUUAAUUUACUAUAUUAAGUGCCAAUUGUAUAAGUCCUGGAUAAGUAUGAUGUAUCACAUUUGUAGAACAUCGAAUCAUGUGUUCGAAAUCCAAUAACUUGACAGAUUUUAAUGAUGCUUAAAGGUGGUGGCCAUAAGGCUCUUCUCACCUGUAUAGAUGAAUUUGUUUUCUAUAGAUAUACUAAGAGUAUCAUGCUUGGCUAGACUAAGAUCAAACAAGGCGUGUACUUGUAACUAAAUCAUUGCAACACUAACAAACCUUGUCGGAACACAGAAUUGAGUAAUAUAUUGCUUGUAAAUCUAGUUUGGCUAAUAAUGUCCACCUAGUUGAAUAUGAACGUCUUAUUUAAGUCUAACCCUAUCAGCAAAUUGCAUCUUAAUUUAUUGAAGUGAUUAAUAAAUACUACCUUAUCGACCUUUUUGUUCGUUUUUGCAUGUCUAAUCAAAGGUCAUAUUAUAAUGUACCGAAGUAAUUAAUUAGAUGUUGGUGAUUGUGAAUGUUGAUAAGCAUUUUUGAAAUAAAAUGACUCUAUGUAUAAAAA